UCGCGGCGGCGAUCGAUUCCGACCGCGCGUGGAGCACGUUCUGUUCCCUUUCCCUUUCCUGCUAGUUUCUAUUUUGGGAAAACCCACUCGACCACCGCAUCUUAUCCUAUCCCCUGCGCCUCGCCUCCCUACUCUGCCCUGCCGCUUCCCCUCCUCACCGGCCGCUCCUUCCUCGCGGCAGCCCACUAUCCCCGGCGCCUCGCCUCCCUACUCUGCCCUGCCGCUUCCCCUCCUCGCCGGCGGCUCCUCCCUAGCGGCAGCGACCAAUACGGCGAGACGACGCGGCCCCACGAGUGCCGGCGAGGUCAGCGGUGAAUACGGCGAGGCGCCGCAGCCGCACGAGCCCCCGCGACGUCAACGGCGAAUAGGGCAAGGCGCCGCGGCCGCACGAGCGGCGGCGAGGUCAGCAGUGAAUACGGCGAGGCGCCGCGUCCGCACGGGCGGCAGGGGCCAAGGCGGACCGGCCGCACAGCCGCCGCGAUGUCCAGGGGCGGAAGCGGCCAAUACGGCGAGGCGGUGUUUGUCCGGCGGCCGUACGUCCUCAUGCUUGGGCUCGACCUCCCGCUGUGCGUCCCCACCGGCAUCACCAAGCUUCCCAGCCGCGUCCGCGUCGGCUCCGAGGAUGUCCCGAUUUGACAGGGAGCAGCACAUGGAUGUCGAUUUUUUGGCACCUCUGCUAUCAUGAAACUAGUAUGGAUAGGUUCAGGCACACCUUUGCUCAUUUUCAGCAUGAGGAGGAAGAAGAUGAUUUAAUUUCUUUGAGGGUAAGGAUGAUGAUGCUGAUAGUCCAUAUGUUGAAGCCCUGCUGACACAGCAGCCUAAGAAUGUCGGAAGUGCAUCGUUCUGUGAUGAUUCUGCCAACAAACAAAGGAAGAACAAGGAAGAAGAGAAUUCUUGUCCUGUUGCAGUGCAGUUGCCAUCUGAAGAAGGCGAUCAAGAGCUGAAGCAACAUGGAGCAUCCCGGCCAUCCUUGAAUUCUCCUGGCAACAGGAGGCACAGGCGCAGAGGUAACAGAAAGAAGGGGGAAGAUGGUUCUGCUUCGAGUCCUAUUGAAGCUCAUGUGCCAUCUAAAAAAACGAAGCAAAACAAGUCAAAUUCUCCUGGCAAUAGAAGGCACAGGCGUCGUGGUAACAGCAAGGAGUUGCAUGAUUCUGCUCUGAGUCCUGAUGAAGCUCAUGUGCCAUCUGAAAAAGGGAAGCAAAAGAAGAAGUGGAAUUCUCUUGGCAACAGAAGGACCAAAAGUCCUGGUAACAGGAAGAAGUCAAAUUCUCCUGGCAACAGAAGGACCAACAGUCCUGGUAACAGGAAGAAGGAAGAAGAUGAUUUAAUUUCUUUGAAAGGACUAAUCCUGUGAGGAUGCUGUACAAGAAAAUAGGAGCAAUAUGGAUCUCAAAACUGAAGAAAAGCAGGCCACCUUAGUGGCUCUGUGCUCAGAAAAGAGGAUUGCUUACUGUUUCACAAAAAUAGGAUUUUUCUAAGCCAUCCUCUGUCUAUUAGACCUUUUUCUAAGCCAGUCAAAAUUACCAGGAUAAAAUCAGGGAUUAAAUGAGCGUUGGUUUGAACUCGACAAAUAUAUUUUAUCAGUUAACCAUGUUAUGUAGCUACUGCAUUGUCUUGCCGAUAAUCGUCUUCACACACUAGAUAUCAAUUUAUAUGUGUGAUUUCAUUUGAAUCUCGUAAGCCAUAAAAUUAUUUUUGGCAUCAUCUGGUAGCCGGAAAAAUGUUUAGUGUUUACUCACUCAAUGUGGGUUGGGUCCUAUCUUGCUUUUGUUUACUAUACUCCUACUUGUUUAUGUUAGCAAUUAGAAAACCUAAGAUUUAGGGCCCAAAUCCAGGCCCCAUGACUAAUUUGUUAAUGCAUUAACCAAAUGUGAAAUGUGGCAGCAUCAGCAUGAGUAUCGGGGGCCAUCCUCCUUGGAAUUUUGUCACUCUGUUUUUCUUGCUGGUCAAAGUGCGAGUACUGACAGGGGUUUUUGUUCUUAGAUUUGGCCACCGGAGCGGAUUGGUUCGAUUGGUUCAAAGGAGUAGGACACGGAGCGUGGCCUCCGAACAUUCAGCAAAACAGGGACAUUGUGAAUUUACUAGAUUGCGACAAGUCUACACAGGGAAUAGGCCGAGUUUGCAAUGAGCAGCUUGCAGAGCUACUAUGGCCUGAGUUCUCAAAGAGGAGAUGGCAUGGAUUUAAGUACAUUAAUGUCCUUGUACAGCAAGGGAAGCUCCCAAGGUAUUGGAAGUGAAAUACUCCCAAAUUCUUCUUCUCCGCCUGACAGUACACAAAGCAUUGGAAGAGGCAACUGGGCGACCAAAGAAUUAGUUCAUUGGUUCCAUACGCCAUGGCAGAAAGUGGAGGCCGAUCCCCAGGAUGACCCUUUCUGCCGGAUUCAAUUAAGAUGACGAAAAGUUUUUUGCCAAGGCCUUUUUUCCAGUAUGCGUUUGAAUAUGGACACAGACUCAAAGAACGGUGGGAUCUUUAUGUGGUCGGGCUCCAAGUGGACCUUCAACCAUGAGUCCUUCACCUGUCCGUUGCUCGACGGUCUGCCCAAACCUGUGCCGGGUCGUAGGAUGAAAGCUGCUUUUACUAAGUUCUACUCAAUGUAGCGGCGCAAUAGGAGUUAUUUUUGUAUUACCGCUCUGCUAUUGCAAGCUUCGUCUGGAUCUGUUAUGUCAUCCAUAUGAGCUAAGUUGAGAGGGAAAUGGAAGAGGAGGCUUGGUUCGACAUGAUCUUCUGUCACGUCAAUCCUUGUUCCUCAGAGCGGCGAUCACACAACGGAUGGGAUUAUGGAGUCGUCAAACGACAUUACAGUUGCAUCAAACGUAUCUAAGCAAUGUUUUGCUCUCAGCAAGGGUGCUUCGCUGUAUCAAUGACGAGCCAUCCUUACCUAGCUAUGUGCUCGACAACUGCAGCCAAGAUCGCUUCCUCUCUUCUUUCCCCCCACCCCCCCAAAUUUUUUUGGCUCUGUGUGUGAUGGGAAAGGGGGCUGGGCGAUGACACGUGAUGGGAUCGCCAAGAUUGUAGCAAGGGGAGAGGGGAAUCAAGCUAAUUGUCUAAAGAUCCGCCCCUCCCCCAAGAAAAGUUUCGGCCGGUGCAAAGAAUCACGACCUGAAUUUGAUCCCGAUUUCUCUCUCUAAUCACGGGGGGUUAGGGGUUUCUGAGGUUGAAGACGAUGUGGUUCUUUUCAGAUUUAUCCCCAUAGUUUAUUUUUAUUCUAUAUCACCUAUCUGGACGGCGCGGAAGGACUAAAAGGUCCAAAUUGACUAGCGCACAGCGUCGGCUUCUCCCGUCAGCGGAUCCACAGGCGGGGCAACAACAACCAAAUCCGGUGGGCGGACGGGGAACUUGAGGACGGAGGAUGGCGGUGGAGUUCCCCAUCACCUUGCGGGAGCUCUACAGGAACGCCAUCACGAACUGAAUUUGGCAUUAGGAGUUGCUAAUAACUCGAAGGGAACAAGGAAAUUGUUGGCUUUCUUCAAUACAUCCAACCAAUAGAUUUUUAUAUCAACCAUGGCUGAGCAGGCAAGAGCAGAUUUUGCAACAAAGCUCUCACUACGGAAAUUCAUGGCGACGGCGCAGCGUGUAACUCUAGAUCAAAGGCAGCUUGCCCGUAGCAUGGGCCUGGAUCAUCUGCUUGACCUAAAAUGUGAUACUCUGCCGCGCGGUGUCGUUCAUUAUCUGGCAUCAAACUUUGAUGUACCCUCAAGGGCUAUUGAACUCCCCAAUGGGUUCAAGUUCACAAUCACACCCUACUGCAUACACCAGGUCCUGGGGAUACCACUUGGCAGCAGAACCAUAGAGAAGAAGCAAAACCCAGCACUUAGAUCACUGAUUGCUCAACAGACAAAAUGCAAAGGAAACUACCCAACCAUAAACGAGCUGGAUAACUUGAUACAACCUGGGCUAGAUGGAGAUUCAUUCAAAAGGAUUUUCACAAUGUAUGCGCUCACCGUGCUCCUCUGCCCUUCAAGCCAUGGGGCUGCUAGUCCAGAUUACUACCACAUUCUGGAAGACCCUGAACAGAUUGGCUCAUUCGACUUCUGCAUGGCUGUCCUUGACAAGCUUGUGGCGUCAAUUGAUAGCUACAAGGCUGGAGCCACAACGGUGCUCGGCGGGGAUAUCUUAACACUCAGAUCAUAUACUUUGAAUUUCUUGACACCGACAUCAUGCCGGUCACAAGCAAGCGGCCACGGAUUUCACUUUGGACGUCUGAAAUUGUAGCAGAAUAUGAAAGGCGGGACUGCACAAGCAGCGAUAAAUUGCUUUACGGCAAGCUCCCGACAAAGCGUGUCUCGGAAACACCCUUCGGUCAAAUCAACAGACAGCCAAAAGUCACACUAGGUGCCUCGUAUGAUGAACUCCUGCAGUUCACCCUCUCAAUUGUUCCAGAGGAAAACCACCAGAUGGUUUUAGACGAGCUUCCAAAGAUUAUGCAUAGCAUGCAGAGCGAGCUUUUUGAUUCAAUGCAAAAUGUACUCGCCAAGAACUUUAUGAACCUGCUGAAACUGAUGUCGUCAAUGCAUUCUUCAUCACCUAGCAAAAAACAGAAUAGCACAGACAAAGAUUCAAGUUGCGUGCCCAUUUCAGAGGCUCCGACGGUUCCUUGUGGUAGCCACUCCAGCUUGCAAAUGACAAGUACCACACUGGCUGAAAGAAAACAGGAUAAGCCUGAAGCAAAAACAGGGGCAGAAUGUGGCUCAGGGCAGGAAACAGAGCACGUUUUUACAGCUGAAGAAACAAAGCCAUUGUCUGAAGUACAAAGGAAGAACAACAAAGCCCCCGUACCCGUGCUCUUGAGUUUUGAGGAUACAAGUGAUGAAGUUUUGGCGGAAUGGGACAAACAAGCAUGUGCCAAUGCCAGGGUACCCAACGUUGAAAGCCUACUUCGAAUAAUUGACACAAUACCAAUUUCGACCGACCCAGACCUGCCGCGCUGCACGGAAGCAUUGGAGGGGAUGUACCCACAGAAGGUGCAGGUUGGAGAUACCGAGGCUGAACCUACCCACACUUUUAGCUUGCUUUCUUAUGUUCUUGACGAGAAAGCAUUUUGGCACCGACCGCUGAGUCCACGAGAGCCAGAUUUAUUAACCUGCAGGGAGCUCAAUCUGUUUGAAGAAUGGAAGGUCUCUACCAAGGUUGAUGGUAGUGAAGGUCCAACCAGCAGUGACCCUAUCAGGACGACAGAGGACAUCACUAAUAGAAACAAAAGGACGACAUGCAUGUCCUUAAACGAGACGGCUGACAACUGCGUUGCUUUGAAAAAAAGGGCAAGGAUGUUUCAGAACAUAGAUGAGCUGUCGAGCAAAAUUCAUCAUGAGAUGCCACACACUUUAGGAACUGUAAGCGCAUCAUCACACCAGAAAGAUCAGUCAUCAAGCGACGCUAAUCUUGGUCAGAUCCAACAAACACCGGUCCAUGGCACCUCUUCAGCUACCAACAAAGACUUCCCAUGGGACGACCCUGAUAUGGUAGCGCAGUUGAUCGAGUCUACCGAUAGGAUUGAGGAAUUGUGGUUUUCACAACAAAGACAAACUCAGUAUACCACAUCAGUUACACAAGACAUCCACAUAUCAGAGAUCAAGCCCAAUGAGAUUUGUUGCAAUUUCACCUCAAAUCCAGUCGAAAGUGCUGUUUUCAGCGACAUUGUGUCACGAAUACCACCUCAUUCAAGGCAAAAGAGCCCAAGAAUAGUACAAAUGGGCUCGACAUGGGUUGAACAUAGGGUUUUUGGCCUGAGCAUGCAAGUGUAUGGCCGGGUCAAUAAGUACGUGAUCAAUAUGUUGGGAAAAGCAGUAAUGGCCGAGCAAACCGAAAAGGAUAGGCUCAAUCUUCUCCCGCGAAGUUACUGGUCAAGAUACUAUGUCGAAUGCGACAAUGCUAAAUUAUUCCAAAAUGCAUUUGAAACUCCAUUGGCGUUAUCUGUUCACCUGAGGGAGACAAUGAUAGGAUUCCAUCUUGACCGAAUUCACAUGGUGUUUUUACCUUUAAGCUCAUACAGUUUCUGGUACACGGUUGUUGCUAACUUUAGGAAGAAAUUGUUCGAAGUCCUCUGCCCAAACAACAGAAUCGACUUGAUUGCUGACGAAGCUCAGCUUGUAAUCAAGAAUUUCAAAGCGGCUUUCAAGCUGGCAUACAAGAGAUCACAACUAAAUGUGACUGACAUGGGUGUGUCUUUCCGGAGUGUGUGCUCUUCAACUAAAGAGGCAGACAGUGGGAUCUUCACAAUGAAGUUGGUACAAGGACAUGAUGGAGACAACACUUUGUGUUUCGAACCCGAGCAUGCAAAGAGCCUGCGCGAGAGUCUAACUUACUACAUGGUUGCUCACCCUUGCAAUGAAAAACUGAUGCCAGAAACCAAAGAAAUCUUAAGAAAAUAUGGUGUUCCAUUUGACUACUCGGGUAUUCUCCAUGGGGUCCUGUUGCAGAACAAUGUUAACUACAUCUGGCUGGAAAAGAUCAUCCCAACAGGACUAAAUCACGACCCUAAGCUCCCGGAGGAUCACCCAAGGAUGGCAAAACGCCGUACACAUGAGAAUGAUUCAUCGAUAAGAGGAUUAUUUUUGGCGAAAUACUGUUUUUAUUUUAAUUUUUUUUUUGCUUUUUAGUAUAGAAAACACAUACAUUCUUAUAUAUCCUUUUUUUGGAUAGUGAUGACAUUUUUGUCCAACGCAAGUUCUUGAUCUUUUUGUUCAGAUACAAAUUAAUUGGCAACACCGUCCUGUGGGUCCUUGAGCGGAUCCCACAUUAGCUCCAAGACGCUGGUCUCUAACUAGAAAAGUAAAUGCUUGAGCUUGAGAAGCUUCUGGCCCGGUGGGUCCAUAAAACUCACUCGGAUAAGCUGUAUUAUUGAACCAUACAAAACAACAAGCGAUAAAACCAAAGACAGAUAAAGCAG
Triticum aestivum (bread wheat) is the source of this 6887-nucleotide messenger RNA. RefSeq lists its product as uncharacterized. NCBI's taxonomy places the organism in Eukaryota, Viridiplantae, Streptophyta, Magnoliopsida, Poales, Poaceae. Bases 4159 to 6597 code for a protein of 812 amino acids. The record is from RefSeq and is a predicted model, not a curated record. The transcript is spliced from 18 exons.